AUGAGAGAUCGAGAGCAAGAGAGGUGGGAAAACACAGGGGGGAGUGCAAAAUCACAUAAACAUGAUAAAGAUCCCAGGGUUUGGAACAAAGAAGAGUAUCAACGGUUGGAGCUUGAGUCUUUCUCCGUCUUCGUCGACAAUUUGCCAGCAGAUAUAUCAAAAAGAGAGCUUUUUAAUAUGUUCAAAUGGAUUGGCAGAAUCAUCGACAUAUAUCUGUCGCGGAAGAACAAUAAUGGCCAUGUCUAUCUGUUUGCAUUUGUGCGAUACACUACAAAAGGAGGAGCUCUGAAAGCCGCUGCAGAGAUGAAUAGUAUAGUACUGAGAGGCAGAAAACUGUUUGUUGGAGAAGCGAAGUAUAGAAGGAGAGCGGUGGUUCAGAGUACAAGGGGCAAAGAAGUGAAGGGCAGUGCCAGAGAAAGUGAUAGAGGAAACAACCCAUGA
This is a messenger RNA of Arachis stenosperma, 441 nucleotides long. RefSeq lists its product as uncharacterized. The record is from RefSeq and is a predicted model, not a curated record. The transcript has a single exon. Bases 1 to 441 code for a protein of 146 amino acids. Gene Ontology annotation, molecular function: RNA binding. Lineage: Eukaryota; Viridiplantae; Streptophyta; Magnoliopsida; Fabales; Fabaceae.